Hippopotamus amphibius kiboko is the source of this 1030-nucleotide messenger RNA. It is a transcript of the gene MORN2, whose product is annotated as MORN repeat containing 2. The record is from RefSeq and is a predicted model, not a curated record. The transcript has 7 exons. Lineage: Eukaryota; Metazoa; Chordata; Mammalia; Artiodactyla; Hippopotamidae. The coding region runs from base 1 to 900 and encodes 299 amino acids.
AUGCCAGCUGCCGACCCCCGCCCGGCCCGGUCACAGGGCCCGGGUCUCUAUCGCUCCAGACUCGCCGGCCCCAGCCAGUCAGGCUGGACCCCACCGGGCCGGGAGGCUCCUCAGAUCCUGACCACUCAGGGAGGGGGAGGCGGUAGACGGGUCCGCACACUGACGAGCGGGGUGACGCGCAGACCACGCACACGGGCCUACAUCCUCCGUCCGCGGAAGGGGAGGCCGUCCCGGGCUCGCAGCGCUGCUUCCCGGGGCGGCUGUAAGGACGCGGCGCCCAGCGGCCCGCCGCCCCGCCUGGAGGCCGCCACCCACCCGGACCUCACCUGGAGCGGCUCCGCCGCGGCCCAGCUGCAGCCUCACAGCCCUGAGGUGCCUGGUCGCCCUAGCAACCAAGUCGCACUCUGUGGGGAGCUGCUGCUUCUUUUCCUCCCGGCCACAGAGCUGGCGGCCCAGGGGGAGUCUCAGAGUCCAGAAAACCUCUCCAGCAGCCCUGUGUCAACUCCUGAAGUAUUUAAGAUAAACUUUAUCUUUCCAAAUGGAGACAAGUAUGAUGGGGACUGUACAAGAACAUCUUCUGGAAUCUUUGAGAGAAAUGGAAUAGGUAUUCAUACCACUCCUAAUGGGAUUGUCUACACAGGAAGCUGGAAAGAUGACAAGAUGAAUGGUUUUGGAAGACUUGAGCAUUUUUCAGGAGCAGUAUAUGAAGGACACUUUAAAGACAAUAUGUUUCAUGGACUGGGGACUUAUACAUUCCCAGCUGGGGCAAAGUACACUGGAAAUUUCAAUGAAAAUAGGGUGGAAGGUGAAGGACAAUAUACUGAUAUCCAAGGACUAGAGUGGUGUGGUAACUUUCAUUUCACGGCCGCCCCAGGCCUGAGGCUAAAGCUCCACAUGUAGAUACUCUGCAUUAAAGUUUUAAUGUGGUAAUUGCAGUUUUUAUUUGUAAGGAAAACAACUAAAUCGGUCAUCUGAAAUAACUUCAUACACUACCUAUAUAUUAUAAUUUUGCCAAUGAAACCAUCACUCA